Molecule: messenger RNA, 401 nt
Organism: Entrophospora candida
Lineage: Eukaryota; Fungi; Glomeromycota; Glomeromycetes; Entrophosporales; Entrophosporaceae
Source: the annotation of a GenBank genome assembly
CACUUCGACAACUUCGACCUGCAUAUAAUCCUCCAUCACGUCAACUAUUUUCUGGAAGCUUAUUAAAUUUGGAAAUUGUAAAAAUUAAUCAGAAACUUUAUUCUUUGAUGGAAAAAGCCACCAAUCUAACCCUUGGAUUAGAUGGAUGGACUGAUUAUUCAGGCAAAUCAUUAUGGAAUUUUGUAAUACAUACAUCUGAUGGACAUGAAUAUCUUUGGAAAUUAAUGGAUUUAUCUGACCAAAGUCAUACGGGGGAAUUACUUCGAGAUUGUAUCCAACAAGUUUUUGAUGAAAUUGGUGUAGAAAAAUUUGGUGCAGUGGUUACAGAUGGAGGCUCUAAUUGUGAAGUUGCACGUCAACUUAUCACUACUCAAUAUCAACAUAUAUUAAACUUGCGAUGU